Molecule: messenger RNA, 13289 nt
Organism: Hemiscyllium ocellatum (epaulette shark)
Lineage: Eukaryota; Metazoa; Chordata; Chondrichthyes; Orectolobiformes; Hemiscylliidae
Gene: itga9
Product: integrin, alpha 9
Exons: 28
Coding region: 145-3246 (1033 amino acids)
Biological process (GO): integrin-mediated signaling pathway; cell adhesion mediated by integrin; cell-cell adhesion
Cellular component (GO): integrin complex; external side of plasma membrane
Molecular function (GO): integrin binding
Source: RefSeq, a predicted model, not a curated record
GAGUUGAUCUCUGAUCGGGGGACCAGCCGCAUUGCCAACUGACCUGAUUGCUUGGUUCCUUUUCAGGGUUUAUUUGCAAUUCGCCGGAGGGUUUACUGCUUUUCACUUAGAGACGCCUAAAACAAGUCUUCCCCCUGGCUUCUGAUGAGGUGGGGAAUGGAUGGGCUGCUUGCAGAGGAUAUGAAGUUAUUGAAACUCUGUGUGGCUUUAAUUUGGUUUGGUUUGGUGCAUUCGUACAAUAUUGAUUUAGACCAUCCAGUCGUGUUUCGGGGGACCAGUGGCACUUUCUUUGGAUAUUCUGUACUGGAACAUUUUCACGACAAUACACGGUGGGUGCUGGUAGGAGCCCCUCAGGCUAACUCUACUUACAGCUCGACUGUGCUGUCCCCGGGAGCUGUAUAUAAAUGCCGAAUUCACAGUAAUCCGGAGAAGAGAUGCACAGAGUUGGAUCUGGGUCGAGGUAAUCAACGAGGAAAGACUUGUGGUAAAACUUGCAGAGAGAACAGGGACAACGAGUGGAUGGGCGUGAGUCUGUCUCGACAGGCUGGAGGCAAUGGCAGCAUCCUGGCAUGUGCACAUCGUUGGAAGAAUAUACAUUAUGAGUCAGAUCACAUCUUGCCUCAUGGAGCCUGCUACAUCAUUCCACCUAAUUUGUCUAGAAAAACUAAAGAACUACUCCCCUGUUACCAAGAGUACAAGAAAAAAUAUGGUGAGGAACAUGGCUCCUGCCAGGCUGGAAUAGCAGGUCACUUUUCUGAGGAUCUAGUUGUAAUGGGGGCACCUGGCUCAUACUAUUGGACUGGCACUGUCAAAGUUUAUAGUCUGAAAGAUGGAAAGUAUUAUCACUUUGAGGAUUCAAUCAAUGGGCCCAGCCAUUACCGUUACCUUGGAUAUGCAGUGACUACCGGCCAUUUCACACAACCUAGUUCUUUGGAGAUUGUUGGUGGAGCCCCACAGGAUGAAGGCAUUGGAAAGGUUUACAUAUUUAAGAUUGGCAAUGGCAAACUUACGGCAAUUUUCACAAUUCCAGGAAAAGAGCUGGGGUCCUACUUUGGCUCAACAGUAUGUGCAGUUGAUUUGAACUCAGAUGGCUACUCUGAUCUUCUCGUUGGAGCCCCAAUGUUUACAGAGAUAAGAGAUGAAGGGCAAGUAACUCUGUUCAUCAACAGAGGCAAUGCUGCACUAGAGGAACAGCAGCUUUUAAUGGGUGAUGGCAUGUACAAUGCACACUUUGGAGAUAGCAUUGGAUCUCUGGGCGACAUUGAUGAUGAUGGAUUUCCAGAUGUUGCGAUUGGAGCGCCCAAUGAAAAUGAUUAUCGUGGUGCUGUCUACAUUUACCAUGGAGAUGCCGCUGGAAUAGUCUCCAAAUACUCAAUGAGGAUUUCAGGACAGACAAUCAAUCCAAUAUUGCGCAUGUUUGGCCAGUCGAUAUCAGGAGGAGUGGACAUGGAUGGAAAUGCUUAUCCAGAUGUAACCAUUGGUGCCUUCAUGUCAGACAGUGUGGUCCUAUUGAGAGCUCGUCCGGUUAUUACCCUGGAGAUCUCCAUUCUACUUCCUGGCUCCAUUAACAUCACAGCUCCACAGUGCCAUGAUGGCAUACAGCCAGUCAACUGUCUGAAUGUCACCACUUGUUUCCGCUUUCAUGGCAAGCAGGUCCCGGGUGAAAUAGAAUUGAUUUACAAUCUGACAGCAGAUGCACUGAAGAAACAGAAAGGCCUGCAGGCCAGGGUUUACAUUUAUGCCAGUGAACCAAUGAGCCAGGUCAUGGAGAAAAUUGAGCUGUCCUCCAGGAAAGAGAGCUGCAAGCGCUACUUUGUCAUUGUCAAGCGGGAGGUGAAAGAUGUGAUAACACCAAUUGUCUUUGAAGUUACAUACAACUUGGGCAAGCACAUAAUUGCUGGCAAGUCUGAGAGGGAGCUUCCAGCUUUAAAACCAAUCCUGCGCUGGAGAAAAGGACAGAAACUGGCUCAGCAAAACCAGACAGUUUUUGAAAGAAACUGCCUAUCAGAUGACUGUGCUGCUGAUCUACAACUUCGUGGCAAGCUGCUUUUAUCCAGUAUUGAUGAGCACAAGCCUUACUUGGCAUUAGGAGGAGUGAAGAAUAUCUCUGUGAAUGUAACGGUUCGAAAUGCAGGAGAUGAUGCAUAUGACACUAAUGUUUAUUUUAACUUCACUGAAGAGGUCUUCUUCAUCAAAAUGUGGCAGGAAGAAAAGGGCACUUCCUGUGAACUGAUGGAGUCGGACUUCCUGAUAUGCAGCGUGGGAUUUCCUUUCAUGAGAUCGCAGUCCAAGCAUGAAUUCAGCAUUAUUUUUGACACAAGUCACCUGUCUGGGGAGCAGGAGAGUUUGGAGUUCACAGUUACAACACAAAGUGGAAAUGUUGAACGUAAUGAAUCUCUGUUUGAUAACACCCUCAUCCUUACAAUGCCUUUGAAACAUGAAGUGGACACAGCCAUUACAGGGUCGAUUUCCCCAACUUCCUUUAUUUAUGGUGAUUCAGUGGAUGCAUCAAAGUUUAUUCAAUUGGAAGACAUGUCCUGCCUUUUUCAACCUUUUAAUUUGACAUUUCAGGUUAUAAACAUGGGCCCGAGCAGUGCACCAGAACUUGCUGUGCAAAUUAUGAUUCCCAGUAGACUUCUUACAAAUGGAGCUGACAUCUUUCUCAUCCAGGAUAUUAUGGUUGAACACAAUGGAGGUAACUGCACCUACCACAGAAACCCCGAUCCCUGCUUCAUACCUCAAGAUAAGGAGAAUAUUUUUCACACAAUCUUUGCUUUCUUCACUAAAUCUGGUAGAAAAGUAUUGGAUUGCGAUAGGCCUGGACGACCCUGUUCAAUCAUCAACUGUCAACUUACCUCCAUAGCAAAGGAAGAAACAAGGAAUAUCAAUGUACAUUUACUACUCAAUACUGAAAUAUUGAAAAGGGACAGUGCCUCAGUUAUCCAAUUCGUUACCAGGGCAAAAGGAAUGGUAAUGUCAGACUUGAGGAUGGUGGAGGUAGCAGGAGGACUUUCUGAAGAUGCAACUGUGGUGUUUGAAGCCUUACACAACCUGGAGCCUCGUGGUUACGUUGUGGGAUGGAUCAUCGCCAUCAGCCUUUUUGUGGGAAUCCUCAUUUUCCUGUUACUUGCAGUCUUGCUUUGGAAGAUGGGCUUCUUUCGGCGAAGGUACAAAGAAAUCAUUGAAGCUGAGAAGAACAGGAAGGACAGUGAAGAAAGUUGGGACUGGGUGCAGAAAGACCAGUGAGCUGUCAGCUAAUUGAAUGGCAUGCAUCAGACAGCCAAUUGACCCUGCUCCAGAGUCUUCCAUAUGUGGAAGAGGGAAUUCUUCUCCAGAUUUUUCGGAGAUCUGAUGAUUGUGUACACGUGUAAUUCAGCAGCUGGAAGCAUUCCUAAGGCAGGCAUUGCAGACAGAAAAUCUGUUCUGUGGUGCUUAGACUUCCUUUAAAGCUCACCAAUGAACUAUAGCAAGCAAAGUGCUGUGAAGAACACAGACUCAAGAUGGAGGAGAAUGGGAUUUACAACAGUACAACCCUCAGGGGAUUGAAAUCUCUUUGUGUGUUCAGUCAAGAGAAACAGAUAUUUUUAUAAGAGAAGAACAUGUUUGUCCAAAAUGUUUAUUCCUUUAUAUUUUUAUCCAAAUGUAAAUUACUCUUAUCCAUUUCUAUAUUACACUCACUGCACUGAUGUCUUGCUCAGACUUGAGUGAUGACAAGUUAAUGAAGGAGCGAUUUUACCUAAAGGUCUUUGCAGUAAGGUCAACCUUGAUAGUGAAGAUUCAUGACCACAUGCAGAGUUAUUUAACCCUUUCAGUACUGUAUAUCCUUUGCACUUUGCAGCAAGCUACUUUCCAUUAUCUACUGUCUGAAACAAUGACCAUGCAAUGUUCAACACUAUAUAUGCAAAACUUUCAAUCUGGUGGGUAUUGUGGGGAUUGGGAUUAGCAGAGGCUUAGUCUCCUGGGUUAAGCCAGGGUUUCUAUGCCAGAUUUCUAUCUAGUAACUCCAGUGAUAUUUUACCAUUUGUGCAUGUUUGAUUGGGAUAGCAUCAAGGCCUAUGUAUAAUUAUCGCCAGCAGUUGAAUACCCUACUGAUGUUCAACCAUCAAGGCUCAGAAUAAAAUAACAGCCAGUUGUCUGGGGUACUGGAGACAAGUAAUAUCUGUGGGAAGCACUCAAUCCAUUCAGGACAAGUGGGAGAACAGAGAUAAGGGAAAUAAAAGAAUGCAGAUAGGUAUAGCAAGAGACUAGAAUAUUCCUCACUUGUAAAACCGUUUCUAGAAUUCUUUGUAAAAUGAGGCAUAUAUAAAAAAAGGAGAAAGCAAAAUUGAAGCUUAAAGCACAGCCAAAAAGGUGAAGUUCAAAAAGGCUUCAGAAAGAGGGAAGAAAGAGUUUGAUGGGAGAGAUUAGGAAUGAAAUGGAAGAGAGCCAAGCCCAAAGUGCCUGUUAAUAGCAGAGUUGAUGGAAAGCAAAGUAUUUUCAGGUGAUAAGAUAAUUUAAAGGAAUAUCAUUAACAAUUGUGCAUGUUACCUGAUUGUGUUAUUGUCCAUUAAUCCCUCCAUUACCGAGCAGUUAAAUGUGAUCUUUAAUUUGAUUUGUUAAACUUUGGCAUUUCCGUUGACCUUAUUGUAUAAAAAGAUUCCUUAGGUCUGUGCGUUAUAGAAAAUGUGACACCAGUGAGAGCAGAACUGAAACAUUGCGACUCAAGUGUGUGGACGUUUGCUAUGUUGUCAUGUUACCAACAUAAAACGUAAGGUUUUAUUAUUAAGUGAUUUUAGUGGGCUAUUCAGUUCCUUUUUAUAUGCAUUGCAUUCUGCAAGCUUGUGUUACUGAUAAGAGUAAUUUCUGUGAUAUUCCCAGUGUUAGACUAUCACAUUGGUCUCAUAAAGGGAUUGAUCUGUCAUCCAAUCUGCUGCUGACUGAGCCUCAUUGAACUCAGUCAAAGUAAUGAGACCGCAGAGUCAACAAAAUGUAUUGCAAGUUGAAUAUUUAGAGGAACUCAUUUCCCUUGAAUACUCAAAGGAAUUAAAUUGAUUAUGGUUGUAAGGUUUGAAUGACUUAGAUUGUGAGACUCUAUGGUCACUGAAUGCAUCAGAAUGGUUCUGGAAAGAUAGAAGCAGGGAGGUUGUUUCUGCUGGUGGGUAAAACCAGAACUAGGUGGCAUAAUCUCAAAAUAAAGGGGAGCAGAUUUAGGACUGAGCUGAGGAGGAACUUCUUUGCCUCAAGUGUUGUGAAUCUGUGGAAUUCCCUGCCCAGUGAAGCAGUUGAGGGUCUCUCAUUGAAUGUUUUUAAGACGAGGAUAGAUUUUUGAACAAUAAAUGAAUUAAGGGUUACGGUGAGCAGGCGGGUAAAUGGAGCUGACUCCACGAAUAAGAGGAGCCAUGAUUUGAUUGGAUGGUAGAGCAGGCUUGAGAGGCCAGAUGGUCUACUCCUGCUCCUUUUUCAUAUGUCCUUUUGGAGUGAAAUCGAUGGUAGUAGAUUGACUGAAUGUAAAACUGCAGGCAACAUUCCUUCGAACUGCUCAUACGUCAUUAAUGUUGCAACAAUCAUUAUCUAUAACAGCAACAUGAGAGGACAGCUGCAGGAUCAGUAUUUUGCUUGUGAAGCUGCACGGAAAGAUGAGAUCAGAUCUAUGAAUGGUAACUGAGAUCGUGCUGCUCACGCACUUGUUCAGUGUUUCAGUAUUUUUACUGAUAGUAAAGACCUGGACACGUUAUGGGAAAUUGAAAGGUGCAGCACAGCAGCUGAGAUGCAGGCACAGGUUUGGAAGUUGAAUUUUCUUGAGUAGAACCAAAUUUGGGAUUUUCUGGAAGAUGCAGGAAUGGGGAAUUAAGGUGUACGAGGUGGUUCAAUUCAGUGGGAGCCAAACGUUUGAUUUCCUGCUGGUGGAUUGAGAUGCAGAGAUAAAAUCAGUGAUGUGUUUGUGACAGGACAGGUCUCAUACUGACCUGUGAGGGUUUGCCAUUAGUAAUACAUUAGCAGCCAAUGAAUAUUCAUCAUGUUGAAAUGUUUUAAAAUUAUAUCCUCCUCCCAAGAUCAUGUCAAGAGACUCGUGGUUCCUGGUUCACAAUUAUUUAAAAGGUGCUUCAUUAUUUGGCUUUGUGCAGUUGUGCCUGAGGUUGAUAUUUUUUUUCUUGAACACUGAUACAGAGAGGGGCUACUGUGCCAUGGAUAUGUUACACCAGGCUCAGACCCAGCAAGACCACAUUAGGGGUGAGGAGUGUUGAAAGGUAAGGGUUUGGGUACAUGGAGAUAGGAGAAGGGAAGGGCCCAGCUUCAGGGUUGGUUCAUACUGGUCAGGGUGGAUUGGUUACACUCAGACGAGUGAAGUGAAUGAGUACAGAAGGGCAAGGUUGGAGUAGUGAACAUUGGAUUCCUGUAAAUCAAAUUGAAGGUGUUGGAUGAUGAAGGGAAUAGUCACAGUCAUGAGGCAGUUGAAUUCAGUAAGGGAACAGGUUCAGUGUCAUGGUUGUGAAUGAAUGAAUAACGUAAGGAUGAUAAUGAUAGGGUUUAUGGUUUAACUGGUCAACUCAACAAUGAGUGCAAGCAUGAAGGGUGAGAAAUGGUGUGGUCAUGUCAUUAGUGAUAGGGUCCACAGCAACGGAGAACUUGUUCAGAGGUUACAGAGAGAUAUUGCAAAGUUAUGUCAGGUGGGUCAAGGGUGAUAGGGGAAAUUGUGAAGACGACAAAAAGCAUUGGAAGCUAGAGAAUCAGGUGUCAUCUUUUCAGGGUCACUUCAAGUCCAUGCAAGAAUGCCAAGAUUGCAGAUCUUGGAAGGAUACCAGUGUUUGAAUGGUGUUCUCGGUGUGGCGCAACAUGAAGAUUUAAGACAUUUAGUGCACAUUAGUUCUGCGGAUGAGAACUGGUGGAUAAACAUGUUCUCACCUCACUGUCUGCCCUCCUCGCACAGUGCAAUCACUGUAAUAUACAUGGGUCUCAUUUACCCAAUAAUCAUUUAACCUCAGACGCAGAGGAAAUAUUGUAACAAAGGUAAGUUCUUAUCAUCAACAACUGAGCUCAUAGUGACAGCAGGAAGCAGCCAUCCAUUAAAAACUUCAUUUAAAAUAGACACUGGCACAUCACCCCAUCCUCAGGACAAGAUAUAAUGACCUGCAGAUGUCAGACAGGCAAUGCCAAAUGAAAUGCCUUAGAAAAUGGUCAUCAAUAUCAGUGGAAUAGUUCAGCAAAACGUAUAGCCAUAUGGAUUUCUUGGCAACACCAUGGCAUUUGCUCUCAAAGUGCUAGCAGCACUGAAUUUCUUUGCCAGUAAUGGAUUCCAGGGUGCAACUGGCAAUUUAUGAGCAUAUUGCAGCUCUCUUCUAUCAUGCCAAUCAUCAACUGCAUUCCUCUGGCCAUUAGAGCUCCUUGAGACAGCAUUUGAAAAAAAAACUUCUAAUCUCUGAACAUGGAACUGUUGUACAAUGCAGGUCUGAGUAGGUGAAGAAUCUGUCAUGUCUGUGCUUGUUUCCCAAGGAGUAGUCAUAAUCUCAAGAUUAGUAGCUGAAGUAGAGGAUUUCUGCUCACUGUGGUGAUGCAUGUGGAACCCAUCCUUUGGAGGUGUGAGAGGUAUGUUUUGAGAUAUCCAGUCUAUUGGAGGUCUUCUGCCCUGGUGUAGGGUCAGGGACACCACUGGGUCUUACUGGGUAGAACUGUUGGGAUCAAUGGUGAAGGGGUGAGAAGAUAUCACAAACUCUUGGGGAGAUCUGGGAGUGUGACCCGGGUCAGCUACCAUUCACUCCUGAGAGAAUGGGUCUCUGGGGAGGAUGUCCAGGUACUAUGACCCUCUCGAGUUUAGCCACUGCCAUGGUGGAUCAUGAUUGGAGUGAUAGAAUGUAGAUCCACAGGGAUGUGAGUUGAUUGAGCAAGCUGGCUGUUCAUAGUGGUCUCCGCUGUCUGCAUGGAGGAAGCCAUGCACUCUCAUACCUGGGACAUUAAGAACUCAUAGGUUGGACCAUCUCCUCCAUCCUCUACAGAGAACUAUGCAUAACGACUGCCAGGUUUUCCCCGUAUUGUUUGCUACAUCUCCAGAAGGCUUCCUUUAGUUGUGAUCACCAGGUCACUGUCAGUGUGAGGCUCAAUAGGCAUCUGGCUUCCGGAGGUCUUUCAAAUGUCAGGGAAUUUGGCUGUCACAACUGUUGGGACCUGUUUGCACAAUGGUCACCAACGUGAGGAAUGUCUGGGUGGAACUGGAGCUCUUGGAAAUUCAUGAAACGUGUAAUGGUGCAUCCUCUGGAAGAUUGCUUUCAUCUUCACCAGAAGUAGAGUUCCUGGAGCAGGUAUGGUAUAUUGGCCUGGACAUUCUGACCUGACCUUUCAUGGAAAUGCCCCAUGGAGCAGAAAAAAAACAGCCACGUUAAGCAUCAUCACAGUUUGAAUGCUUUAUACUUUAUCACAUUGUAUUCAUAAACCAGCAGCAGGAUGAUGCUUCUUAUUCUGUAUAUCUGGUGGAUCUAGCCUCACCACCUGCAAUGGAUUGUGUCCCCUGCUCCCACAAUCUUCAUCGCCUGUUCCACCUCAGGGGUGAAGAACCACAGAAUUGCCAUCCCUAUCAUAGCUUUGAUUUCUCCCUGCCAUUGUGGACUUUCAUGACAAAGUGCAGAGUCAGCGACCUGCCAAGUGACACAAAACUCCUUUUCUGUCUGCAGCCCUAUUAUGUCUUGGCCUGAAAGUCCCACAUUCUGUGUGCGUGCACAGAAAAACCAAACUUGGAUAUACCUUGGCCUCAAUUGCAUCUGACUGGGUUGAUCACACACCCAUUUUUGAUUGCCUGAUGAGAAACCUCAACACUACAACAUUGGCACUUACCCUGACCAAUAGAGAUUGUUGAGUGGUUUCCCGCACUGGACCCAGGUUUUGUUCAGGACCCCUUGAGUCUUCAUUACCUUUGCCAUCUCAGACAAGCCACCAUGGUUAGGUGUAAAGGUUUGCUGAUGCUGCCUGAAACAAAGAACAUUUCCCUUGUUUCUAAGACAGCAAAUGAGGAAAGCUGCAGUUUGACAUUGCUGAAUGGGACUGCUCUCUGGUGACACCUUGGCACCUCAGUUGUUGAGUUAGAGGGGAUUGACUAUGAGGUGGAUGUGUAAGUACAAGAAACAUGAGUGAAGGGAGGGAUUAAUGAACAGGGAGAAGUUUGAGGGAGAUGCUGAGGGUUGUGAGAGGGUGUAGAAAGUGACAAAAUACUAUCAAUGAACACAGGAAGGUUAAAGUUUUGACCAUGGUGCAGAGCCUCCCUGUUUGAUCUGCAGAUACUUUUAUAGCCCACCAAUCACUGCAUAUUGUUGACAAUGAGAGACUUCUGCCACCGUGGGAUCAUACCUGUCUCCCACAUACACACUGGGACUUUAAAUUUUAAUUUGAAAUGGAAACAAGCAAGAAAGUGGAAAUGCUGUUCAGGAACAAUGUGCCACAUUUUAAAUGCUGCUCAAUCUGUGCAUGAUUGACAAUAUAUUUUGCCUCUACUGUAUGUUAUGGGGAAGGAAGAAUUAGUAAAUGAGAAUGAUAAAGGUAAGGAGCUAUGGUCCUGAAGGUUUUUUUCUUGUUCUGAUUACAUAAAUAGGAACUGGUGAUAUUGAUGCAUUUCCAAAAGAUCAUGGCACGUGCAUUCCAAAUAAUUCAAGAUCAUGGAGCCUUAAAUCUGUGGUCUAAAUUUAUCAUUCUCACUCCUAUCUAAAUAUGACAUGAAAGUAUUAUUAAGCUUUUCUGAAAUAUCAGAUUCUUUGUAUUUAAUCGAAUGGCACUAAUGGUCCAUGACUAAUUAAUGCUGCUUCAUGAUUUGCUGCUUGCUGAAAUGGAGUUGGUACUACCAUUUUUAUAAUAAAAAAACAAAUUGUUUAACUUCUAUGUACAAAUAAUACACCCACAAAAGUGUAAACUAACUCCACAAUCCAACGCUGACAGUGGGUACAGCCGAGACAAUCAGGAGUAAGAUGUUGAUUGCAAGGAGAAUAUGCGAUUACAGGACCAGCCAUGUACUUUAAGCAUAUUGUGAGAGAUUCAACAAAUGGAAGUUCUGCCCUGUGGUUUUAGGGCAGAAAUGUGUGGCUUGAUUAUCAUUCAAGAGAGGUUCCACACUUUAGCUUGAAACACCACAAUUUGAGUUAUUGGUAAAUUCAUUAAAAGAUCGGCUUUUUCACAUAUGUAACUUGUGUGAUUUGAAAACACUGAAAUGAGUAAUAUAAUGAUAUAACACAUUAUAUAAUAACGUUAAGAUUGUAUCAUUAACUGAGCAUCACUUAGAGCUUUAUCGAGUGCUAAGACAGGAGGCUUAGUUUUGUUGAAGGAGUUUUAAGAAUUAAGUUGAACAUUUUAAUAUGGGGAUAUCCAGUCACACAAUGCAUGGGCAUGGAAGUCAGCUUAAUCGGCCAAAUUAAAAGAUUCUCCUUUAAUCCCUCACACACCAUAUGCUAGGUUUUGACAACAGCCCAGUUAGUUUUUAGAAAUUAUGCUUUUCUUAUUGGAUAUGCAAAUUAGCAGCAGUUGGAGGAUCCUUGAGCCUACUCCACUAUUACAUAAGAAGCCUGUUUCCACACUAAGUAAUCUAAUCUAAUCAUGGCUCACCUGUUUAUUCUAUGCACCUGACUAUUCUAGAUAACUUGUCACCCUGUAGCUUCUCAGGAAGCUAUCCACCUCUACCUUAAAUAUGUUCAAACACCCUGCUUCCACUGCCUUUUGAGGAAGAGUGUUCCAUAAUCUCAUGACCCUUUGUGAGAAAACCUGCCCUCCUCACUGUUUUCAAUGGAUGAUCCCUUCUUCUUAAAGAAUGGCCUCUAGUUCUAGAUUUUCUUCCAAGAGAAAACAACCUUUCCACUCUCAUGCUUUGAAGACCCCUCCAGACCUUAUUGUCACAAUUAAGUUGCUUUUUGCUCUUCUGAAAUCUAACAAUUAUGUCCUGUCCGAUGGUUGCUCAUUAGAUAACAUGCCCAUGCCAGUAUUAGUUUAGUAAACCUUCUCUGAAUUGUUUGCAAUUCAUAUACAACCUUCCUUAAAUAAGGAGACCAUUACUAUACAUACUACUCCAGAUGUCGUUCUAUUCACACCCAAUUUCAAGUGUAACAUCCACAUGCGUGUAUUGAAUUUGCCAUGCAAUAAAUGAUAACAUUCUACUCGGUUUCCUAAUUACUUGCUAUAUUUCCAUUGUAACUUUUAACGAUUCCUUCACUAAAAUAGAGUUUGCCAUAGAUCUGGGAUAACAUGACUCACGUAACAGUUAUGUUGUGCUAGUGAUGGUCAACAUCAAAUAAGAUGCUAUAUUAAGGAAGAUUGGAAAGAUGGGUUAGAAAUAGAUUUAGCAGUUUAGGUAACUUGCUGCACAGAUAAUGUAAUCCAACUGCCAAAGUAAAUUCUGUGAUCUGGAGAUUUCUUGUUGGAAUCAAUGGAAGACACAUCUUUCUUCAUUGUCAUUAGCUAAGGCAUUUCAGUUUCUACUUUGUAGGAAUGGAUAAAUAGUGAAAGCUUUAAUGUUGGUCUGGUUUCCCUUUACCAUCCUGGUAGUUGCAUGAUACAACGAUAAUGGAGUUGUUGACUAACUACUAUGACAAUCAAUCACUUAGUUUUUGGUAGAUCCAGUAGAAAUUCAGAUUCUGUUUAAUUAAUGUGCAGAGCUAAUGACCAGGACCUCGUGAAGUGAUCCGGUUUUCAAAGUUACUUUCAUUCAGCCUAUCUUUCUGACAGUAUUGAGAAACAUAUAAGCUGUAAGAUAAUGAAAAUCUUAGAAAGCAAGAUGGACAUCUUUCAGUCAAACAAAGUUCUUCAUAGGUGUUUUCCUUAUGGUCAUUUUGUAUCUCAGCAUAUGUGUAAAUCUAGUAAACUUGGGAUGCUGAUGUGUCGCCACAUCUGAAGGCUGUGCAGGUCAGAGAAAGAACUUUAAACUUUGUAACUCCAGUUGACCUGGAUUCCCUUCCUUGUCUCUGGAGAAACAGGUUUGGAGAGUUUUCACUUUGAUGAGACAGAGUUAGAUCAUAUUUGACCUAUGAUAACACCAAAACAGUCAUAGCAAAUGGGCGCUAAGUUGAAACAGCACCCAAUUUUCUUUUUCUCUGAUGUUGGUGAAAAUUGGGUGCGAUGUAAGACAGACAGCUGCUUCAGCUUGAGUUUAUUCUAGACUGCUUGUGUAAAAUAAUUUCACUCCCCCUAUGUUCUAAAAGAAUCCAUAGAGAGGUUCAUAUGAAAUAAUGAAAAUGUUUUACAGCUAAUGAAGUUGCAGUUUUUAAUCACAUUUCGAUCACAUACAGCUGCCUCCUUUCCCCUAAUGGAUUAUUAUGAGUGUAAGAUUAUUUGUGAGUGGACUGUGCUGUUUUGGAUAUGGGAAAUGCUAACUAAAGAGAUCAGUAGAGACCUUUGUAUAGUAAUUGUUAUUUAUGAGUGCAAUUAGAAAGAAUGUAUCAGUGUAUGUGGCAAACUACUGCCUGUGGACAUGAGCUCAGGGAAAUAGCACAACUUUAUCAAAUGGCAGUGGUUAGUGAGUUAUAUUUCAUAUUAUCCCCCAAAGCAUCUCUGCACAGGUUACUUCAAGGGGGUCAAGUUGAACCCAUAAAAUGGCAUCAUAAUAAUGAGGAGGAUUGAAGCUGUUGACUUUAAAUGAUUCCAUUAGCAGUUGAUAAUUCAGGACGAGAUUCUGAUAUUUUCAACAUUGCUUGAACAUUUUUUUACUGUUCUCAGAGGAUUUGGGAUAGAUAAUAUGAUAUUGUUGCCUAAGUCAAAUCUCUACUCACCCGUCUGCUUGAUAAGGGAAUAGUUUUCAGAAUUUCCUUCCUCUCUCCAGAAGAUUUCACCUUGUGCAGAGUACAAUUCCCUGAGUGCUAACAGUCUUUUGGCACUUCUCCCCAAUGAACGUUUUUAAUUUCUACAUCCAGGAGGAUUUUCAAACCUGACUGCAAUAACCUGCAAUAUCUUGUGAGGUCACCGACUAGCCUUUAGGUGCAGAAAUUUUGGCUAAUGUAUUUUCCUGGCAUGUUUAAAAUCGCCAAGGAUAGCUGUCAUCCUCUCACUGCCACCUUGGUAAGAUCAGCUAAUUCAGCAGAGACCAGGAAUUCAGUCUGGAUCUUCCUGGUCUGAAUGAUGUGAGAUAUUGGCUUCACCUCUAGCUUUUGGAAUGUUUACAUGUUGCUGAUUAUGUUGAGCUACCUUAUAGGCACACACAGCACUGCAUACAAGUCACCAUUAAGUAUUUCAUAUUUUAUCCUUGAUUAGAAAAUGCUACUACUGUUUGUUUAUUAUACUUGGGAUUUGAUUUUCUGUGUUACAUUCCAAAGUAUAUUUAUAAUUAUUUCCAUCAAUUUUCUAUUAAAAAUGAA